AUGCCUUGCCCGUCGGCGGAUGAGGAAGAUGAAGGGCCCCCACCGCCCUCGCAGUCCCACUUCGCCAAGUUCGAGCACUUCACACCCAACGAUGCAGCAUCGUUUGACGACGAGUUCGCCCGCCUCGCCUCGUCCCAACAGUGGGUUCCUGGUUCUCAGGAUUACACCCGACAACGCACCAUCGCGAUGAGGGAGGAACUCCAGCUCCACUACUUCUCGCAGCCGCAACGGCUCGACAACGUCGACGAAGAAGAGCUCAGCGACGAAGAGAGAGCGCUCCAGGGCUACCAAGCCUUAUGCCACGAGGUCGGCAUUGAUCCGAGAUAUUCGGCCGCAGAGUGCAAGAGGGACCUGAAGAAUACGCUAGUCAACAUUGUCGAUCUCAUCGAUGCGCGGCGGACGGGCAAACGAGUCGAAGUGUGGAAUAGUUUUGAAGAGUUCCGUGCCUACACCCUCCAAGACAAAAAGAGGAUUAAUCUCGGGAGGCGAAGAAGCCCCCAGGGUAUCUUGCUUCGUUGUUGCAGAAUCUGUCAGCGCCCCGAUUACGUGGAAAAAACAGAAAACGCAACGGUCCUAAAGGGUCGAAGAUGGAGUACCCUAGGGCACAUCUCGGCCCUGCUCGCGCUCAAGGCGGAUGCGAGUUGUUCCGGUGGGCCGGGUGUCGGCAGCGGGAGAUGGGUUGCUGGUUGGGUUGAGAAGUUUGUUUUGUUUUCCACUAGUUUGUGUCAUUGGCAUCGGGAUAGUGAUUCAUGCUUGGGGCUGAGUGGUUCCUGGGUAUCAUUGCAGGAAGACGAUGCUUCAGUAGCGGAGGUUUGA
Molecule: messenger RNA, 816 nt
Organism: Chaetomium globosum CBS 148.51
Lineage: Eukaryota; Fungi; Ascomycota; Sordariomycetes; Sordariales; Chaetomiaceae
Exons: 3
Coding region: 1-816 (271 amino acids)
Source: RefSeq, a predicted model, not a curated record